AUGACGGAACCUCCCGAGGAAUCCUUGACCUCACCGAGUGAGACCAAUUCUGGAAACGCAGGGAUAUUCACACAGGAUCCAUCAAAGGCAUACAUUGCUGAACAGGACAGCAAACUGUGUUCGAACGCAUUGAUCGACGUCAUUCAUUCAGGUCCUACGCCAAUACUCCUUCUUUCCCAGGACAUCUUAUGCAAUGAGGACGCACUUGUUGGCCUCAAUCGCUUCUGCUAUUUCUGUCAGCAGCUAUGUGAGGCAUCGCGAGUUUUGAAUACUCACGUUCACGAGGAAGAUGGCGCGAUUCCCACGCAGGAGCCAUCAGGCCUUGGGGACCAUCGCCAUCGGCCGUUCGGGAUGCCCCACCGUCAGAUUCGAGAGUACUUCGACUUCUGGCCUUCAACUGCGGAGAUGUUGUCGUCUGCGCGUAACGGCUGUCAUCUGUGCUCCAUGAUGUGCCAAGAAUUCCUCCAAACACUGCAUAAUUACCACGGUUCCGCUGAGUCUUUUGCAGAUGGUCUCUCCACUGGCUUUUUCCAACUCGAUCGUAAAAACUUGGACAGUUCCGCUGAGCUUGUGGAAGGUGUUCUCUCUUAUGGGCCUUUGAAACUCGUCGUCUGCUGGACGUGGUGGCUUCCCAGUCCGAAACCCAAUGCUUUCGGUUCUGCUUCGGAGGCUAUGAUGACCUGGGAUCUCUAUAUUGAGUGGCCGUCGAAAGGCUCCCCGAAUAACUAUCACCAGGACCCGCCGUUCCUAGGCCCUCGACAUUCUAUGUACCUUCGGAACUUAUGUGUUGAUGCAAUGCGGACCAAGGAGGUGAUACUGUCAGAGUUGCAAGCGAGUGACGACUAUCACUAUCGGAAAGAUUCCAGGACCAAUAUAGUGAUCCCCCGAGACUCCCCAAAGCUCGGGACAGGGAAGGACCACUUGCUUAGCCAUUAUACCGGAUCCGAAGCAGUGAUGAAUAUGGCAAACAGAUGGAUUUCUGCGUGUCAUAAAGAGCACAGCUGCCGCGAACAUCCUAACUGCGCGACGCGUGAUUCAUCGUUCAGGCCAACCCGGCUCCUAGACGUCGGCGACCCAAGCAGUAUUAAAAACCCCCGGCUCAACAUUAAGGAAAAUGAUGCCGGCCCAGUUCAAUAUCUCGCUCUGAGUCACUGCUGGGGUACCAACGUGAAAAGCUUCUACAUGUUGACGAAGGAAACGGAGGCAGAGCUGGCGCGGGGAGUUCACAUCGAAACAUUGUCUCAAACAUUUCAAGACGCAGUUAAAGUGUGCAGGAAACUAAAGAAGCGCUAUAUCUGGAUUGACUCGUUGUGUAUUAGGCAAGACGAUCCUGAUGAUUGGCUUCGGGAGGCGGCCCAGAUGCACCUGGUCUACGCCAAUUCCUAUUGCACUAUCGCCGCAGUCUGCGCAAGCAGUGGCGGAGAAGGCUUUUUACGCUCAAGGAAUCCACGGUUACAUCAGGCGUGCAACUUUCCUACAAAGAUCUGGGCUUCCAUCAGCGGAUUAAGUCACCGCCCAGAAGAGCUGCGAGCAUGUCCCCCCGAACCUCUUUUUUCACGAGCGUGGACAUUGCAGGAGAGGCUUCUGAGCCCGCGCAUCCUGAAAUUCGGCGAGGAGGCAAUCAGCUGGGAAUGCCAAGAGUGCGAACUGACCGAAGACGGCCGCGAACCACCCUCUAUGCGUAAUGCUAAAAUCGGAAUAUCUCACGCGGAGAUGAUGCAGUUGUGCACAGGCCGAGAACUUCAUAGCAACCCAAUGUCUCAAUCGGCUUUUCUAUUUCUAUGGAGGAAGCUCUUGUCUGCUUACACGGAAAUGGCUCUGACACAGCCAGCGGACAGGCCCUUCGCGUUCCAAGGCAUUACUUCACACAUAGCUCGCCUUAGCAGCAAAGUCGCCGGGGACGGCGGCGAGGGGACAACAUUCUUUGACGGGCUGCCGAUUGCUGGCACAUUCCAACUCAAAGAGAGAUCCCAGAUUAUCGAGCUCUUCCCUCAGUGGGAGCCUGGGCCGGAGAGCGAACCGAUGGAUAUGAGCGGUGUGAACCAGGACGGCUGGCAACCAAACAGCGCUGCUGGGAUUGUGCUCAUUAGGAGCCAAAAUAGGGAGGACAGUAUGCUUGUGGAUCAGAGUGAGGAGGUCCAUACCAGGAUCGGAUACUGGGAGCUGGAGCAGUGGAACCAAUAUCACCCGCCGUACGGGCUCAUCCGCGAAGAGGCUGAGGUGCGGCGGAUUGUUAUCAUCUGA
Diaporthe amygdali is the source of this 2244-nucleotide messenger RNA. Its product is annotated as HET-domain-containing protein. The coding region runs from base 1 to 2244 and encodes 747 amino acids. Lineage: Eukaryota; Fungi; Ascomycota; Sordariomycetes; Diaporthales; Diaporthaceae. The record is from RefSeq and is a predicted model, not a curated record. The transcript has 4 exons.